AUGUCCCUAAUAACAGUAUCGUCAUCACCACCGCGACCACAGCGACCACCACGACGGCGUCAAAAGGCCCCCAAGCGGCCUACCGUCCAGAGGCCUGAUGUGGCGGCUCCCGCACCCCGAUAUGGGGACUGCAUCACUCUGAGCCCCUCAUCAGCCAUGAGCUCAACACCACAGCCCGUAGUCCCGGAGGAACUUUCUACACCAGCGUCUACCCAGCAGAAAGGUCGCGCGGCCAGGUUCUUGGGACCCAGCAGCCUCUACCGACCUCGGGCCAAGAGAGCGAUGGGCGACGAUGCAGAAAUGCCCAAUGCCAAAAGGGCUCGGCCUGACCUGCAGGUACCAACACCAACCCCAUUGGCUUUGCAGAACCAGACCGUCGUGUCGCCCGACGGAGAGGUAAUCUUGUCCCCAAUCACCGCAAGGAAACGGUCGCGAAUGCCAACAUCCUUUGGCGCUCGACGGGGUAACCCAGCGCCGCCUGAACCUGAGGCUCCCGCGCAAUCAAGGCGACCGAUCGAUACCCGCCCCCCACCACCAGCACCAGCACCAGUGCCAGAGGAGCAGAGCCCUGCUUCUCCCAACCCAUUUCAGCUUCCGGAAGAGAAAGGAGAGGUCAAUCGGGGCAGGAAGGACUCGCAAAUCCAGGAAUGGCUGAAGAGGGUGAAGACGGUGAAGAGAGUGAAGAGGGCGAACACUCAAUUGACACCUCCAACUAGUGUAUCAUCUUGCAGCCUUGACCGUGCUACUCCCGCCCAGCCGACUAUUCAGCCAUCACCUACCUGUAGAGUCCCUGCCGAGAGACCCAAGAAGGUAGAAGUGGUUUCGAUCAGCUCUGAUUCGUCAUCUGAACCACCAUCUGAAGUCAUGUCGGAGCACCACAGCGUCCAUUCACAUGUGUCUGCGUCGAAGUCCACCUCGAAGAAGCAAGGGUCUGAAUAUGAGUCUGCCCAUGAACUUCUGUCCACGCACGAAGCAGCCCAUGUCGAGGACGACAUCGUUGAGACGCACGAAGCAGCCCAUGUCGAGGACGGCAACGUUGAGACGCACGAAGCAGCCCAUGUCGUCCUCGACAACGUUGACACGCACGAAGUAGCCCAUGUCGAGGACGGCAACGUUGAGGAGACGGCCAAGGCCAAUGGCCCCAAGUCCGGUUCCCCCGAACUCAAUAAGGACGAAGGGACGACCCCAAGGCGUCGGGUGGCGCUUGACAUCUUGGCGUCAAUCUUCUAA
Clonostachys solani is the source of this 1230-nucleotide messenger RNA. NCBI's taxonomy places the organism in Eukaryota, Fungi, Ascomycota, Sordariomycetes, Hypocreales, Bionectriaceae. The record is from the annotation of a GenBank genome assembly.